Clunio marinus is the source of this 2073-nucleotide messenger RNA. The record is from the annotation of a GenBank genome assembly. NCBI's taxonomy places the organism in Eukaryota, Metazoa, Arthropoda, Insecta, Diptera, Chironomidae.
GUGAUCCGCGAGUUGCUUAAACCAGAACGUUUGCAUUUGUGAUUCCAAUGGAGUGGUCAGUUUUAUCGAAAUAGACUUGAAAAUUCUUUAAGAUUUUUUGAUGAUAAAAAUAUCGUUAAUAGUUAAAGAAUCAGUGAUUUCGUUUUAUAAAGUGAUCAAUAAAUAAUUAAAUAAGGAAUAGAAACAAAAAAUAAAUAAAUAAAAGAAAUUAUUAAAAUGUUUGUUAACAUGUUUGAAAAUGUUGAAAGUUAUGUUCAAAGUAGUCUUGUGGUGCAAUUUUUUCAAAUGAUAUUCACGCGAUUUUCGCCAUUAACAGUUCUUUUGACAACGACUGUAACAAUUUGGCUUAUAAAUUAUAAUCGUAGAAGAUCAAGGUUGGUUAGACUAAUAGAAAAAGUUCCUGGGCCACCUGCGCUACCAUUUGUCGGAAAUGCUAUUGAAAUUAAUGUGGAGCCUGAUGAGGUGUUUGCACGUUUAACUGGCGUCCGCAAACUGUUUGGUCGUCGUCAAGGAAUUUCGCGAUGCUGGAUGUUGUCAGUACCUUAUGUUAUGAUUUCAAAGCCCGAAUGCGUUGAGCCAAUAUUAAGCAGUCCCAAACAUAUCGACAAAAGCUCUGACUACUCGUAUCUCCAUCCCUGGCUGGGAACAGGCUUACUCACAAGCUUUGGAAGUAAAUGGCAUUCACGGAGAAAAAUUUUGACACCAGCAUUUCAUUUCAAGAUUCUCGAGGACUUUAUCGAUAUUUUCAAUGAACAAAGUUCUAUUUUGGUUAGAAAGCUAUCAAAAGAAGUGAAUAAAGAUUCAUUUAACAUCUUCCCUUAUGUGACAUUAUGCACCUUAGAUAUAGUUUGUGAAACUGCAAUGGGACAAAACAUCAAAGCACAGAGCAAUAGCGAUUCUGACUAUGUUAAAGCAGUCUACGAGAUUGGUUCUGUUGUUCAAAAGCGGCAAGCCAGGUUUUGGAUGCAAUCAGACUUUAUUUUUAAGCUGACCGAAGACUACAAAACACAUGAGAGAUGUUUAAAGAUUUUGCACGGUUUCUCAUAUGGCGUGAUUCGUGAGCGUAAAGAACAAAUGAAGACAGCAGAAUUGUUGAGAAAGAAUAAAUUUGACCAAAAUAAUAACAAACUGUCAGUUGACGAAAAUGGAAACAAUACCGGAAUGUUCGAUGACGAAGAGAGUUUCGGUAAAAAGAAAAGACUUGCUUUUCUUGAUUUGUUGAUAACAGCAUCAGGAAAUGGAUCGAUUUUGAAUGACGAAGACAUCCGUGAAGAAGUUGAUACGUUUAUGUUUGAAGGCCACGACACAACAUCAGCAGCAGUUUCGUGGUGUUUAUUUUUGAUAGGAAGUAAUUUAAAUAUUCAAGAGAAAGCUUUACAAGAAAUUGAUGAAGUUAUGGGGGGCGACCGUGACAGAGCUCCAACAAUGAAAGAGUUAAAUGAAAUGAAAUAUUUAGAAUGUUGCAUCAAAGAAGCUUUGAGGCUUUACCCAAGUGUUCCACUUAUAGCUCGACAUCUUAAAGAAGAUGUUAUGAUUGAUAAAUAUCUUAUCCCAGCUGGUACAACAGCAAUGAUUGUCACCUAUCAACUUCAUCGCAAUCCAGAGAUCUUUAAGAAUCCUGAGCGCUAUGACCCAGACCGUUUUCUGCCAGAGAAUUGUAUUGGCAGACAUCCUUAUUCUUACAUCCCAUUCAGUGCUGGUCCAAGAAAUUGUAUCGGACAGAAGUUUGCAAUUUUGGAAGAGAAAGCAAUAAUCUCAUCGGUCCUUAGAAAGUAUAAAAUUGAAGCAGUAGAUCGUCGUGAAGAUCUCACACUGCUUGGUGAACUGAUACUUCGACCAAAAGAUGGAUUAGCAGUUAAAAUAACAGCAAGACAGUAACUUUAUGAGAAUAAGUUUAGAAAAAUUGCCAUCGAUUUCUUACAUAAAUUCAUUUUUAUCAUUUUAUUAAUCUUGUUGCAAUCAGCAUUAUCAUUAUAGUUAUUUAAAUAUAUUUGUCAUAGUACUAAUGAUUAGAUGAAAUCUUAUAGAUGAAAGGUUAAUCUGUUUUGCUAUCUUAAACUCAUUCAUGCACAC